Spodoptera littoralis (African cotton leafworm) is the source of this 2196-nucleotide messenger RNA. Lineage: Eukaryota; Metazoa; Arthropoda; Insecta; Lepidoptera; Noctuidae. The record is from the annotation of a GenBank genome assembly.
AUGACGUGGACUAAAGAGUUGGAUGAGGCCGCAGUACUGGCCACAAAGACUGGCUAUUGGCAUGUGGUGCUCUUCUAUUUACUCUGUGGACUGGCGGCCAUACCUACUUCUUUCCUAGUAUUUUCUCAGGUCUUCACAAAUGCAACGCCAGAACAUUGGUGCGCUCCACCACCAGAACUGGAUCACCUAGGAUUACCAGAUCAACUCCUUCGUUCCCUAACAGUACCAGGAGAGCAGGGCACGUACGAGUCAUGCAUAGCAUACGAUAUAGACCGCAAGGAGUUACGUGAAGUGCUGAGGGAUUUCAUCGUUGAAAGAACAGUGACGACGAAGGAAGGCAAUGCUUUCCAUACACUGCAGAUUUAUCAGCUGGUGGAUGUUAGCGACGAGCGGCAGAAAGAAUUGAUGUCGAACGUCACAAGUGCGGUGCUCUCCGUCAGAAGAAACACUACGUCACCAUGUGCCAACGGCUGGCGGUUCAGCACGGAACAGUACCAGGAUACCCUCGUCACAGAUUUCUCCCUAGUCUGCGACAUGGACUGGCUUCCAAGAAUGUGCAACACUCUCUUCUGGGUCGGUUCCAUCUUUGGGAAUCUCUUCUUUGGAUGGAUGUCGGAUAGAUACGGCAGACGUCCCACAAUUCUUCUUAUGGUGUUCCUAGAAGUUCCUCUGGCGAUAGCGUCAUCAUUCGCUACGUCUUUCUGGACGUAUGUCGGCCUGAGAGUGGCGGGUGGUCUGUUCUUCCCAGCUCUGUAUCAGCUACCGUUCAUAUUGGCGUUGGAGUUGAUGCCGCCUGGACAGAGGAAUCAUACAGGUAUCGUGGUAGGCAUGCUGUUCGCCAGUGGCAUGUGUCUGCUGUCCCUCUUAGCGUAUGCUGUGCAGGACUGGUAUCACCUGUCUUUAGUCACCACAUUACCUUUUAUACUUCUUUACGGAUAUUAUUGGUUAAUACCAGAAUCUCCAAGAUGGCUAGUCGGCAGAGGCCGAAUAGCUGAAGCUGAGAAAGUCCUCAGGAAUCUCGCCAGGAAAAAUGGCAUUAUAUUAGAAAGAGGAUUUUUGUUAGAAUUACACAAAAAAAUUAAAGAGGAAGAAGAAGAAAUACAAGAAGAACUCGCAACCAUGUCCAACAUGAACGGGCAUAUCGCUGGGUACACAGAAGUACCAGAGAAAGACGAAGCUCUAGACAGAAGAAUAAGCAACAUGUUGACAUUCAAACCAGACCUCACAAGAAUAUCCGAAACAGAAGAAACAAACAAAAACAAUUUAGAAAAGAUAAUAGCACUAGAAGUAGCAGAAAUCGUGAAUAAGAAAUCAAGAUUAAAGAGAGAAGACAAAGAAGAAGAUAGAGAACAAAAUAUUACUGAAACUACAAAUCUGAAUACUGAACAUCAGCAGAAAGCGACACAGACUGAAUUUUCCAAAUCACCAGCGAGUACGUUAAGAAGAAAGUCUUUACAGUUAGUAAGUAAGAUAUUUAUACAAGAAGAUGUUGAGGAUGUAAUAGAGAACAAAAGAAUGGAUGAUCAGAACUCAGAAGGAGAUUGUAAAGCAUCUCCACUGGAUGUGUUCCGAUAUCCAAACAUACGGAAGAAAUUCUUCAUACUGACGUUUGAUUGGGUCGCGCUUGGAGUAGUGUAUAAUAGUAUGAGCUAUAAUACUCCUAAUUUGGGCGUUAAUGACUAUUUGGCGUUUUUCAUUGGUGGUGCCGUAGAAAUCCCAUCUUACUUCAUAGCGUGGCGUUGCAUGGAAAGGUUUGGCCGUCGCUGGGUGCUCUGCAUCUUCAUGUGCGUCGGAGGAGUCGCCUGCAUCAGCUGUGUUCUGGUGCCUGAAUCAUGGCCCUGGAUAACAGUAUCUCUCUCGAUGUUGGGACGUUUAUUCGCUGCGUCAUCAUUCGCUGUAUUCUACGUACUCAUUGGAGAGUUACUACCGACAGUAUUGAGAGCGCAGGCAAUGGGUGCUGCAUCAUUUAUAUCUGGAUUGGGAUUAUUAGCCUGCCCAUACAUUGUACACUUGGCUGUAUAUUCCAGAGCCUUGCCACUAACAAUAAUGGGCGUCCUAAGUGUGAUGGGAGGCAUCACCUCACUGUUUUUGCCAGAAACCUUGAACCAGCCACUCCCACAGACUCUGGGAGAUGGAGAGACUUUCGGAAGAGACUUCAAAAUAUUCAGCUGUGUAGAAAGACAGAGUGAAAAAUGA